Molecule: messenger RNA, 1152 nt
Organism: Erythranthe guttata (spotted monkey flower)
Lineage: Eukaryota; Viridiplantae; Streptophyta; Magnoliopsida; Lamiales; Phrymaceae
Source: RefSeq, a predicted model, not a curated record
AUGACUAUCCCUCUCCACGAUGUCCAGAUGAUUCUAGGUGCCAAUGUGGAGGGACGGGUGGUCGCGCCUAGGUACGACAAGGUCAUCGAGCGGAAAAACUGCGUGUAUUUUCUGUCCGAGGUAUUAAACCUCGAUUUUGAGGAGAUUGACGAGUCAUGGAAGCAUGGGGGCCCCACAUGGAGGAUGAUACAGGGCCAGUUGUUGAUGCCCGACACGCCCAUGAGACGACGAGUUCAGAUAUAUCUGGUGUUUAUCUUCGGAUCGAUUUUAUUCCCCGACAAGACAUGUGAUCGGGUGAAGCCGUGGUAUAUGCACGUGCUCGAGGAUUCCGUGCUUGAUCAGGUCGGCACGUAUUCGUGGGGUUCGGCCUGUUUGGCCAAUCUAUACAGGGAGUUGGGUAUAUGCAGUCGAGCACAGUCGAGGAGCUUGGCGGGUUGCACCACCCUUCUUCAGCCGUCGGAGGAGAGCGAGCGGUACCGCGAGUUUCAGCCUCGAUGCAAGAGGUGGAACGCGCCACCAAAAGCGGGCACGCUCGAGCAUAUUCGAGGUUUACUCGACAAUAUGACAGCGGAUGAUGUCGAGUGGCUACCGUAUGGUCGGAAUAUACACGAGAGUAUCCCUCGUACGUUGUAUCAUGGCACGAUCCAGUACAUGUGGGUCGUAGAGCCGAAUAUGCCUGAUCGUUGCAUCCGACAGUUCGGGUGGGUCCAGGAUAUUCCGCGCGGCUUGAUUCCAUCAAUGGAGCCAUGUUCACGCGGUCCCAAAGGAGGUACAUCAUACAAAGUCAACUACCCAUUUCUGGGUGGUAUGUGGGACAUGGUCCUGGCUCAUUCCAUUCGUGCCAACGUAUACAAGACGGCACGACAACGGGGGGAAGUCGACGAGCACUACAUGGAGUGGUAUACCGAUCGGACUCAUCUGAAGAUCAACAACCCCGACGUAGGCCCGGCUCCACUGAAUCGAGAGAAUGUGAGGCCACCAGAUCAGCCGCCUUAUUACCAGAUAUUUGCCGAUCUACGUGCCGACCUUAGAGAUAUUAUGCAGCCCGCCGCCCGAUAUAUUGUUAUCAACCAGGACAACGACAACGACGACGACGAUGACGACGACGAUGACGAUCAUGAGGUGCAGCCGCCGAGGAGAGCGAGGCGGUAG